UGGACAUUUGUGACAAGGCUUAUGGCCUGGGUUUCUCCUCAUCUCGAUCUAGAAUAAGCAGUCUGGAGAGGCAGGCAAUAACGAACCACCCCUUCCAUAUCGUAGCACCUUCCUUUACUUUUCGCUCAACGAUGGAGAAAGCUCUCGAUGAACGACUGCAGGAAUUUCGUUCCAAGGCCCAAAGAGAAGGAGAAAAAAUCGCGUUGCGUCAUCUCCCCGCGAAGAGAAUUAGAUGAUCUGGUCACAUCCCUGAACAAGCUCGGCCAUGCGCACGAUAUCCCCAGUACGAGCAAUAUCUCGCGUGAGACGAAUGAAGAUGCUGCCCAGUCUAAGAAGCGGAAGUUGGAGCAUGGCGAGGCGAUAUCUCUUUCCUCGACAAGCAAAGUCCUUCUUCAACACUCUGGAUACGAAAACAUGCAAGUGAUGCGACUUGAAGCUAUCUUGAGGCAGGAAUGCCAACAACUGCUCAUGUGGACAGAUGUCCUCAAAAUCUGGAUACACUCGUUGAAGCCCAAGUGGGUGUUUCCUAUAGGUUGUGAGGGCAAGUUCCCCUCGUCGCAUUGGCCACGCGCACAAGCAGGAAUCGAAGAUGAACUGACGAAAGCGCAAGAGAGUGCGAUCAACAUGUGUGAUUUCGCCUACAACAACCAUCGAGAGCGUGGCAGAAUCUUCAUUGACAUCCUGGCGCAUCCCGAAGUCGCGGACUAUGCCCUUGCUUUGGAAGCUCACGACAGUCACCAACUCUUUCUUCUUCGUCAAUGCAUGGCCGACCUUCGCGGCAUAUAUCACGCCCUCACGGACUUAAUGCAAGAUCAUGUGUUGAAAGAGCCGCGUGGAGAUAACGGAUUCCACCUGCAUCAUUAAAUUGGAGCAUGUCGUACUUUUCAAGGGUCGCAGCACGACCAGCUUAUACAGAGAUCGUCUUGAAGACAUUGAAGCCGUCAGACGCAGUGGAGAGCAUCGUGCCCGGGAUUUGAGGGUGCCAAUGGAUCUCUUUGAUCUCUGAUUGUCCUUGGUGGCAGAACAAGAGUUGGGAGGGCAGAUCCAUCCCGUCUGCACUUUCGACACCACCCAUUUCGUCGUCGUCGGCUUCAAGCGCAAGAUCCCAAAGAGUGACCUGAUCAUCGGCACCGGAGGCUGCAAAAAUUGUGUCUUCAGUUGGGUGCCACUCUAUCGAUGUGAUUGGGGCCUUGUGCCAGGAGAAGGAGGCAACGGGGGUCGGGGUCUCGAUUGUCGUCCUGCAAAACAUAAGUUUUGUGAGCAAGAAGCUGAUCACAUUCACGUCGCUAUCAUGCGCGCCGUCAAUAGCGCUUAUGCUCUGGCGCGCCUUGCUGCGAAUAUCCCAAAGCAUGACACUCUGGUCGGCGGAGCAGGAGGCAAACACCGUCAUCUCCGUCGGACUCCACUGCAGAUCUUCGACGCUCGACGUGUGAGAUGUGAACGGUUGGGCAACCGUAUUGAAGCCAGAUGGGGACGACGUGGUCAGGAAAAUCUUGGAAUGGAUGUCUCCACUCAAAAGUCGCAAGGAGCUGCCAGUGGCCGCCCAGUCCAUCGCAAAUCCCUCGGCUUGGCCGUGCGCGUUGACGGUGUAGACGGGUGCUUGAGUGCGUUGCUUGUCGAUUCGGUAUCCCGGAACAUCGAGGGACUCGAUCAGAGGGCGCACGUUCCAGAUGUGCACUUUUCCGGUUUCUGCCCACGAUGCAACAUGAUAAGGCUCAGUCACUGGGGGCAAUUGGGUUGAUGCGGGAAGCGGCUGGGCACGGACUCGAUUCACCCCGCCGUGGUGAGGAAUAGACCGGAACUCGACGAUGGGAUCCUCGUCUAGGUUCUCGUCGUCGUCGUCUUCUUCUUCCGAGUCGGAAUCAUCUACAGAUCGGAUUUGUGGGCCAGCAGCACAAGGACGCGGAGUGGGAGGACGAACCAUCGCUUUUCUGAGUCCGAUGGAGAGAGCUUAGUUUGUAGACGACGAUUUCGUUGUUUUUGGCCGAAUCAGCUUGUGUGCCGGCAGCGAGAUAGGUUGUUGCGGGAUAGCGUUGCCGCUCAUCGCCUAGAUUAUCUCGGAGGACAUCGAAUGAGAGGCAGGGCCAAGUGACUUUCAUUGAAUGCCUCAUGACAUAGACUGAUUCAUCAGCCUCCAAGACUUCGUCGGGACCUAGUUUGUGUCUCCCAGGAAUAAACGCGUCUGCAGCUGGCGGUUGUUCAUCGGAGUCUUCGACGGCUGGAGUCACGUCCACAUCCAUACCUGGAAGGCGAUCGUGUAAGAUACACGGAGCAGCAGUCGAGGGGAAGUCGAUGCACACCGUCUUCAUCCUGAUCUUCAGCUCCGCCAUCAACUACCUCCUCAUCGCUCUCGAUUUCAUCCUCCCAUGCAUCUUCAAACUCGCCCAUUUCAUCCGGAUUGACAUCUUCGCGCUUCGAUCCACUCCCGGAAGCUUUAGAGAAUGGUUGGCCCGAUUCCGAUGUCAAGAGCUCUGUUGCAGACCGCUUGGACAUGAGUGAACAGUGCGCUUCGGCCAAAAAAUUGGAAAGCACGUGUUGUGGCUGCUGAUCGGGAUCACUUGUCACAGUCUCACCCUUGUGAUGGUCACAAUGCCAUCUUGCAUUUGCGAACUGACGUGCGGUCUUGUUUGUGGACGGCGUUCUUCUUGCACACAAGAUACGAGCAACAUGUCGAUGUAAAUGAGACUUGUGGGGACAUUGGCCUCCCUCCAUGUAGUAAUCUAGAUCGCUCGGUAAGCCGGGACCCUCCCGGAACUUCCUUUCCUCGACAAUUGAUCGUGACGGCUGUGACACACCAGCCCUCAGUCAAUGAAGUUGCUGAGACUCGGAGCCAUUCUCCCAAGUCACCCCACCCGACAUCUCUCUACUCAACUGCCAACAUGCCCAAGGCAAUGGCUGCUCCAGCUCGUCCCCUACCUACCUCGGCAUUUGAUUUUCAUCUUCCUGGCAGCUCCUCCUCCAGUUCCUCGGCCUCCCUAAACACUGCUACCUUCCUCGAUGACACCAGCACUGUCGUCCAGCGCUUCCGCCGGCCUAGCCUUCUAGCGCCCAAGAGCGCUCUUGCUGCUGACACGCGUAUGCAUAGCCCAUUGACAGCGUACAAAGUGCACACACGCCGCCUGAGCCAGAGCACGACGAACGUAGACGAUUGCGACCCGCUUUGGGGGGACCCUCUUCCCAGUCGUUCCGGAAACUCAACGCCACCACUUACGGCUGACACUGUCGACGACUCGCGGCGUUCCAUGCCACCCGCGACUCCCCCGCGUCGUUCCUUAUCUCGCAGUUCGGACAGGUCAGAAGCGCGCUUCAAGGCUCGACGACUCUCCUUCCCAGUAAAGCCACCUCGGAUUCUCAAUCUCCUCGCGGAGUCACGCCCAUUAGAGAAUGAGGUCCAGUCUGAAGCCGCUUUCCAGCGUCUAUUAGCUUCUGGCGUUGACCUGCCCCGAACACCGCGUACGAUUGCCGAUCGAGGUCGAUACCCCGAAGAAGCUGUCCAAGAGGAAUACCCACGAGACGACGACUCAAGUGAUUCGGAGGACGAUGAUGAAUCGACAUAUACCUCGUUUGCUUUGCCUAUCAGCGGUACUGAACCUAUCAACAUUCGAACUCCUGCCGGCAGCGUAAACGGCGAUGACAUGAGUGGUAUGUGCAUCUCGGAAAGUCCAGGCCAAGGCAGCAUGGAUGUGGAUGUCAUAGCCUUCAGGCUCGCCCUCAGUGUCUUCGCUGUCGUCCAUGUCUAUCAAUCAUUGGCGAUCGACGCCGCCUCCGACCAGCAGUGCCGUGCGGUCGAAUAA
This is a messenger RNA of Mycena citricolor, 3794 nucleotides long. NCBI's taxonomy places the organism in Eukaryota, Fungi, Basidiomycota, Agaricomycetes, Agaricales, Mycenaceae. The record is from the annotation of a GenBank genome assembly.